CACUUUACGGAAAAGAUGGUAGGCUGUGACCUCCUGGGGCUGGCUGUGGCCUCCUGCAUCUACAUUCUGACCCUGGCAUCUACAUCUACAGUACAACCAGGUUACGGAAACUCCAGAGCAGUUGGCUCUAACAGGCAGGACUUGGAAUGUGGAGCCCCUGAUACCCCAGAGGCCGACAUCUGUUUUGACCCCUGCCAAAAUUACAUCCUCCUGGACGAUCCCACCCGAAGCACACAGAACACAGCAAUAGGGACAGAAUGUGACUAUAAUCUGGAUGGCUGGUACCGCUUUGUGGGUGAAGGAGGAGAAAGGAUCCCAGAGACCUGUGUGGCAGUACAACGGUGCCAUACCUCUGCCCCCAUGUGGUUGAAUGGGUCUCACCCUGUCCUUGGAGAUGGCAUUGUUAGCCGCAAAGCCUGUGCCCACUGGAGUGAAAAUUGCUGCCUUUGGAAUUCUGAGGUCCAAGUGAAGGCCUGUCCUGACAAAUACUAUGUUUACCGGUUGCAGGGCACCCCUGAAUGCGAACUGAGAUAUUGCACAGAGCCCUUUACUUGUAAGGCAACUUGCCGACCUGAGGAGGAGUGUGUAGUUCAAGACGACAAUGAUAUCUGUGUCUGCAGGAAGGACCUCAAUGCAUCUGAUAGUCAGAGUUUGCAGCCUCAGCUGGACUGUGGACCUGAUAAGAUCAAGGUGAAGCUGGACAAGUGUUUGCUGGGAGGCCUAGGUUUUGGGGAGGAGAUUAUUGCCUACCUGAGCGACCAGAACUGCAGUGGGAUCAUGCAAAAUGAGCCUGACAAUUGGGUGUCUAUGACCAGCCCUGUUGUGGCUAGUGACUGUGGAAACAUUCUAGAGAACAAUGGAACCCACGCCAUCUAUAGCAACACUCUCUCCUUGGUCACCAACUUCAUUAUCAGAGACAUUAUUGUUAAUGUCAACUUCCAAUGCACCUACCCACUGGACAUGAAGAUCAGCCUCCAAACUGCACUUCAACCCAUUGUAAGUUCCCUGAAUAUUGAUGUGGACGGGGAGGGAGAGUUCACUAUCAGGUUGGCCCUCUUCCAAGACCAGACCUACACACAUCCCUAUGAAGGGGACCAAGUAGUGCUGCCAGUGGAAUCCAUGCUCUAUGUGGGUGCCAUCUUAGAGGAAGGAGAUGCCUCCAGGCUUAAGCUGUUGCUGAGGAACUGCUAUGCCACCCCCACAGAAGACAAAACUGACCCUGUGAAGUACUUCAUCAUCAGCAACAGCUGUCCAAAUGCACAAGAUUCCAGUAUUCAUGUAGAGGAGAAUGGGGUGUCCUCAGAAAGUCGGUUCUCAGUACAGAUGUUCAUGUUUGCUGGAAAUUAUGACCUAGUGUACCUGCAUUGUGAAGUCUAUCUGUGUGAUCCCUUAAAUGAGCAGUGUGAGCCGUCUUGUCCAGCAAGUCGACUCCGCAGUGCUGGAUCAGCCAUCAACCUAGCCAGGGUUCUAGAUUUAGGACCCAUCACUAAGAGAGGUGCUCAGGAUCUUGGUGCUGUGAGUGGAGCCCCCAGCACUGCAGGGUUCCUGCUGGCCUGGCCCAUGUUCCUCCUGCCUGUGCUCCUGGUUUGGCUGUUCUGAGAGGCUGGCUGAGCACCUGGC
This is a messenger RNA of Nannospalax galili (Upper Galilee mountains blind mole rat), 1620 nucleotides long. RefSeq names its product glycoprotein 2 (gene Gp2). Bases 16 to 1599 code for a protein of 527 amino acids. The record is from RefSeq and is a predicted model, not a curated record. The transcript is spliced from 10 exons. NCBI's taxonomy places the organism in Eukaryota, Metazoa, Chordata, Mammalia, Rodentia, Spalacidae. Gene Ontology annotation, biological process: neutrophil migration. Gene Ontology annotation, cellular component: cell surface; apical plasma membrane.